AUGAGCGAAUCACGCAACAUAGAAGAUCUUCUACAGACGGGCUUCUUCACAACCUCUAGGGCCAAAACUCCCAAGCAACCUAGCACGGAUGCUCCGGCCGUUCCUCCUCAUGUUUCCAGCAUCUCCAAUACUACCCGACCGGCCUCCAACCCGGAUCCGCUAGUACCCAGGUCCUUCGACCCGCCAUUGAGGCUCACCCGUCGCAAACACUUUCCGCCCCCGCCAACAGUCGAAGAUGAGACCGAAGCGCUCCAAAAAGAGCACGGCAGCGCCGCCUCGCGUACGAGCGACACCGAGCCUCCAUCGCGAGGUGAUGCCGAUCAAUACCCCAUCAUAAUGGAGGUACACGAACACAAUCCCGAACGCCGAUUCGUCCUGGUGCCAAAGUCUACGAGCGGGACAGAAGAUGAAGAUUCGUCAGACGACGCCAAAGCACGCGCUGCCGAACGCUCGCGUCAUGCUAAGCCUGAGAUCAAGGGCGACUACGGAGCAAACUACGAAGCGAACACUGGCAGAAAAUACCGGUCGCCUCCAGUCGAGGAUCUGAAUCAACACAAGCGACCAGAUCUCGAAAAGAAAAAGAGCAGACAAGAGCUUUCGCGCAUUGAGACUGAUGUUAAAGACGAGGAGAUUCGGCCUCGAAAACAUGAACGAACAAAAUCCGCGACUCGUGUGGAGCAACAAUCUACCGAUUACUUCUCACCAAAGGACGACAAGAGACAGCCCAAGGAGCCUCUUCUCUCACCACAGGUGAUAAAGCAUGCAACAGGUGGGCGCGAGAAAGUGUACUACGAUUAUUCGCAGUCUGGUCGGAAUGGUGCACCGCGGCCCCAGAGAAGCCGUUCGAAUCUAGCCGAGGAUAGCAGAAGGUUCGACGACAACUACACACGGCAAAACGCAUCAUCGAACCCGCCGCCAACGCGUCGUUCCAACACUAAUAUUGACUCUCCUCCAAAGGAAUCAAGAGUUGCGUCCGGCGACAGGUUGAACGAGUCUCCUCGUUACCAACGAGAACGGGUGGUACCGCGUGGUGAACGGCCACAGAAGAAGGCUCCUUCGCCGCCGUAUGAUUGCUUGGACCGCGACCGCGACCGCGACCGCGACCGUGAGCGUGAGCGUGAGCGUGAGCGUGAGCGAGAUGGUGGCUCGAAGAGGACAUCAAAUUCCAAGCGCGAAACUCCACGACGCAGAGAUGACAGUGGCUCCAGCAGUAGCGAUUACACGCAGACUCCACGGACAGCCAAUAUUCGGCGGAGAAAGUCGAUUGUGGAACAAGAAGACAAGGACAUCUUGCUGAGUCCUGUCCAGCUUAAGCCAUCUCAGUCGGCAAGGUCAAAAUCGAGACCUCCCCCGGCAGAAGUUUUGAUGCCAUCUCCACGAGUUUCCACAAAGUCGUUCGCGGACGACAUCCCGCCUCCUCCUCCGCCUCGAUCCUCACAAACAUUCCCGGUAACAAGGGAACCCAGGGAUAAUGGGGAUGUCAAGGAGAAGUCUGUUCCAUACCCUGAUGACGACCUGUUGCCUAGAGUAAGCCGCCUCAGUGUCCGCGAUCCCGGGUCGCGUCCUUCAAGAGCGCGUUCAAGGUCUCGGGCAUCUACCUUCAACAAUCCAGUGAUAGUACCAGCGGUCAUGCCUGCCAUGCCUGCUCCUGCUGGACCACGGAGCCCAACAGAAAAAAGACGCUCGCCUGAGAGGAGGGCCAAUCUAAGUCAAACAAUUCCGCCAAUGGAAGCGUGGCCACCAGCCAAAUUUGACCCGGCCAAGGGCGCACCAGUCGUUGACGGACCCAGGGGUAGCUAUCGGCGGUAUUCGCACGAUGCAGACCGUGGCGGCGUAUCUGACUUUCCCGACUGCCCCCGGAAGAAGGGUAUUGUAGGCAAGGCUGAUUGGCUUAGUCUGCCAAGGUGCGACAACUUCAACAUCUGCCCAGACUGCUACAACGGAGUGUUUCUCAACACCGAGUUCCGCAAUGACUUUAUGCCCAUGUUAUUCCGGCCGAUGGACAAGCCAAUUGCCUGCGAUUUUGGUUCUAUUGGGUGGUAUCACAUUGCGUGGCUGUUGACGUUGAAGAAUCGUUUGACGGACUUGCGCCUGUUCUACCAGGUUGCCAACGUCACCAGCAAGGCGACUAGCAGUAUUCAGCCCUGUUCGGGAGACCGUCGAAAUACCCGCGUUUGGUACUCGAUCAAGAAUCCGUACACGCAGAUGACGAUGCCAGACUUCACCGUCUGUUACGAAUGUGCCAAAACCAUCGAGGCACUACUUCCCAACCUGAUAGGCCUUUUCGUCACGCUCCACCCCACGGCACAACCUACGAGGAGCGUGUGCUCGAUGCACUUUAAUCCCGAUCGAAAGCGUUUCGUGAUGUAUUUCGAUGCGCUUGAGACGACUUCAGAUCUCGCUCUCGCAACAACGCAAGCGCCCAACAUCGCGAAGCUUGUGACAGACAUCGAAAACCUUUCCGUGUUUGCAGAGUGCUCAAAGGACAACCCAGUCUAUGAUCAAAAUUGGCACGUCAUGCAAUUCCUCCCCCAGUUCACCGUCUGCGGUGACUGUUUCGACGAGGUGGUGGCGCCUCAACUGAGAGACGGAAACGUCAUUGCGAGGAACUUUUAUGUGAAGCCACAGCGCUUAGAAGAGGCGUCGUGUCAGCUGUAUUCUAUCAGAAUGAGGGCUGUUUUCGACAAAGCAUGCCGUCGUAACGAGCCAAAAUAUCUCGAGACCAAGGUAAUUGAGCGGCAAAAGAUGUUUACAGAGACGUACAAGAGGAUGGCAAAACUAGAGCAAGAGAGGACGCAAUGGGCGCGAGAGGAGAGCAAGAAGCUACUCGAGGAAUGGGAAAAAUGGGAAUGA
Molecule: messenger RNA, 2853 nt
Organism: Colletotrichum paranaense
Lineage: Eukaryota; Fungi; Ascomycota; Sordariomycetes; Glomerellales; Glomerellaceae
Exons: 2
Coding region: 1-2853 (950 amino acids)
Source: RefSeq, a predicted model, not a curated record